AAUAGGAAGCGCUUGCGUCAAACCCGUUGCUUCCUGGUGUCCUCAAUGAAGAAAUCAUUUUGCCUUUGGUGCUUUUUUGUCUUUUUCUAAAUAAAUCUUAAAAGCUACGAGACCACAAAACGUUUCGAAAAUGAACCGAAUAUUCGGCCGCGGGAAACCGAAAGCUCCUCCUCCUAAUCUGUCGGACUGUAUCGGUAAUGUGGAUGCGAGGUCAGAGUCCAUAGAGAAGAAGAUUGGCAGAUUAGACGCUGAACUGGUCAAGUACAAGGAUCAGAUGAAGAAGAUGAGAGAUGGGCCCUCGAAGAACAUGGUGAAACAGAAGGCGAUGAGAGUCCUGAAGCAGAAGAGAAUGUAUGAAGGUCAAAGAGAGCAGCUGGCUCAGCAGUCUUUUAAUAUGGAGCAGGCAAACUACACAAUCCAGACACUGAAGGACACAAAAACAACAGUGGAUGCCAUGAAGAUCGGUGCAAAGGAAAUGAAAAGGGCUUACAAGGACGUCAAACUUGACCAGAUUGAUGAUUUACAGGACCAACUGGAGGACAUGAUGGAAGACGCCAACGAGGUUCAAGAGGCUCUGAGCCGCAGCUACGGCACUCCAGAGAUAGAUGAAGAUGAUCUUGAAGCAGAGCUGGAUGCGCUGGGAGAUGAGCUGCUGCUGGACGAUGACAGCUCCUACCUGGAUGAGGCGGCAACUGCUCCGUCUAUCCCUGAGGGGAUUCCCAGUGACAGUAAAACAAACAAGGACGGUGUCUUGGUGGAUGAGUUUGGCCUCCCACAGAUUCCUGCCACAUAAACACAGAAGGCUUCAAACAACUGCACUUCAACUGAAAACACUUUUAUAUGUAGAGUAUGCAAAACAUUUGACACUACGAUUUCGAAGCUGUCCUGCUGUUGGGUUGUGUAUUGUUACUACUGAUGUGCUAGCAUGUGGCCUUGUAACAUACCAAACCUUUUUUUAAAAGCAUAAAUCCUUCCAUUUGUCCUCCUGUCUAACACCUGUCAGUCUCGUUCAUCACCAUUAUUAACAGGUUUAUUUUUAUUUGUGUUAUUAGUCUUCUAGUUUUGUGUGUUGUUCAGUUAUUAUCAUUUUGUUUGUGGAAAUAAUUCCCGCAAAUGUCUGCAGGUUAUUUAAAACAUGCAAAAUAAAUGAUGUGUUUUAAUUUAA
Molecule: messenger RNA, 1165 nt
Organism: Centropristis striata (black sea bass)
Lineage: Eukaryota; Metazoa; Chordata; Actinopteri; Perciformes; Serranidae
Gene: chmp5a
Product: charged multivesicular body protein 5a
Exons: 8
Coding region: 131-793 (220 amino acids)
Biological process (GO): late endosome to vacuole transport via multivesicular body sorting pathway; vesicle budding from membrane
Cellular component (GO): multivesicular body
Source: RefSeq, a predicted model, not a curated record